Molecule: messenger RNA, 1991 nt
Organism: Ornithorhynchus anatinus (platypus)
Lineage: Eukaryota; Metazoa; Chordata; Mammalia; Monotremata; Ornithorhynchidae
Gene: SCOC
Product: short coiled-coil protein
Exons: 5
Coding region: 123-497 (124 amino acids)
Cellular component (GO): trans-Golgi network
Source: RefSeq, a predicted model, not a curated record
GGAGCGUCGGCGGCAGUGCGCCUGCGCUCCGUCGCCUCGCCUCGCCGCUCCGUCCCGUCCUCGUCCCUCCCCGGCCCGGAGCGUCGGGCGGAAGAGCUGGAAAGGAAGAAACGAGGUUAGAAAUGUUUCUAGGAGAAGAGGAGGCCAAGUUUGGUAGUUUGUUUACGUGGACUGAAGCAGAAGGAAAUGCAGUGAUGCAAGACAAUUCAAGAGUACAACUCUCAAGACCAGAAAGCUCACCAUCUAUGAUGAUGAAUGCUGACAUGGAUGCUGUUGAGGCUGAAAAUCAGGUGGAACUGGAAGAGAAAACACGGCUUAUUAAUCAGGUGUUGGAACUUCAGCACACACUUGAAGAUCUCUCUGCCCGAGUAGAUGCAGUUAAGGAAGAAAACCUGAAGCUGAAGUCAGAAAACCAAGUUCUUGGACAAUAUAUAGAAAACCUUAUGUCUGCUUCUAGUGUUUUCCAGACAACUGACACAAAAAGCAAAAGAAAGUAAGGGGUUGGUCCCUCUUUUGCUUCAAGAUAUUGCUGCUAUUUUUUGUUUGAGGUUUGUUGUUUUUUUUAAAUAUGCGUAGGCUACACAAGUUACAAUAUAUUAGUUUGUGGCUUCAUUAAAUAUUCAUCGAGAUAAUGGCAGAUGUAGGCAGAGUUAAGAGCACUAACAUAUCUGAGGACAUCAGUGAAUUUGUGUUUUAUGUUAAUCUUUGAAAAAUGUGCAGAUGUAUUGUGGAGACUUUAUAAUUAGAUUAUAUAGAUUUGUUUAAGGUUAAGCAAAUGUCUGACAUGGCCAGAUUCACUUUGAAAAAUACUGAGUUUGGGGAGUAUUAAUGAAAUAUGAGUAUUGUGAAAAUUCCUGAACCAGGUUCUGAAUGUGUAGUUUUUAAUCUAACUUGUGCACGAUCAUGUGGCUCCAUCUCCCUUUCUUCCUCUUACCACCUCUCCACUUGACAGGGAAUAUUUAACAGGCUUCUUUCUCCCACUUGCAAAUUUCAAAUAUAAAAUCAACUAUGAGAGGCCAGGAUGAGGAUUUUCCUAACAUCCCAUUUUGAGUUAGGCUUGUUGGCUUGCCCCUGGCAAACUGAAAACAAAUCGUAUAAAAAAACCCAGAAACUCUUUGGGAAUGCUGAAUUGCUUUUAUUUAGAAAAAUUUCCAGUUUACUUUUCCAAAACUCUACUCUGCCUAUAUCAUUAAGAUUUUUAACUUAAAAGGUCAAUUCGAGGUUUUUUUAGAGGUAGAAAAGGAAUUAAUCCAAAGAACCGUGCAGGCAGAUUUAAGCACCAGUAAGCAAGCGUGUCUCUACUCACUUUCCCUCUCUGAGCACGUGUCCAUCCUCUUCUGUUGUCCGUGGAUUCUUGUUCAUGGACAUCAGGGAUGUCCCGUGUGAGAGAGGCGAUGGAAAAGGAUCACUUACCGCAACGAAGUCUUUCGUCAAGAUCCCAGAGCCUGCUCAGAAAACAUUACAGCAAGUGCUCUCCAGGCCUCCAGUGCACAGAAUAGGAGCAAAGGGUGCAAAACCCAUUAGGGUGUAUAGGAGAAUCAUGCAAAGAAGGGGCAGUUUUUACCUAUGGUGCAAGUUGACAGUCUUUAUCAGUAUUUGAAUUGAACAAGCGGCCCAAAAGCAAUCCAGUGAUUUGGAUUGCAGGAUCGUGGAGAUGUCUUUUUGCUAAGAGUAUUUUUUAUCAAAUCUUAAUUUUGAGAGUUAACGUCAAAACGUGUUGACCACCCAGGGAGCAAGAGGGUCCGCCGCUGCCCAGCAGGGGGUAUGGCUUGUAGCUAUUAGACACGAGCCACUUUUAACCAAGAAGUACUCUUACGUUUGUUUUGUAUAGAUGGAAGAUUGAAUAAAGUGAUUUAGCUGUGUAUAUAAAUAUAUAAGUAGUCAGGACUGAAAACACUUUGCAUCGUGAUCUUUUUGUCUUAAUUUAUGAACGUUUAAAAAUGGUUGCAGUUGGAAAUUUCAGUUAUUAAAAGUUGGUUUUUUUUUUUUGA